CCUUGUCCUCCAAAACGAUCACUUUGCCGUGUUGUCAUCUAGUUCAACUGAAAGCCAGCUUUUUAUCUUCUCAUACAUUUCUCCACUUAAUUCAUUGUACAGGAAGCAUUGCAAUAAGCGUGGACUACAAGCCAUCAUAUUAUAUACCAAUUGGAAGUAGAGAGAAAAUGGCAAUGCCAGAAACACUCGCCAAUAGUCAGAACAGCUUAGUCUCAGAGAAAGACUAUGCAGGUGCAUCCGACGAGGAGGAAUACGAAAGCAUGGACACACCUAUUGCUUUCACAGCCCCUGUGCCCAUUAAGCAACAUUCAGCUCAAAUGCAGGCCCAGGCACAAGUACAGGCACAAGUACAGGCACAAGCACAGGCACAGGCACAAGCACAGGCACAAGCACAGGCACAAGCACAGGUACAAGCACAGGCGAAAGUGCAGAACCAAUCCAAGAGCAUGUCCUUGAUCGCCCCAAAAACUUCCUCCCAUCUAAUUCAACCUCCCAGUGAUGAUUUAAAUGUUCAACAGCCCUCGGAACAUCAUGCCACCUCACUGCAGCCUGGAUCAAUGCUGAAAAGUAGGACCAAACAGGACCAAACCUCUUUAUCUAUACCUCUGAACACAUCUCUGUUUGCUCAGGAAGGAGUUGCCUCUCGCGCCCAACCCCGGUCACUGCGACCAUCAUAUGGGAGGGCAUCAGUCCUUGAUAAGGGUAUGGAAGCAUCAGAUCAGCAUGAACAACCUAACGAGCAUUCAAUGCAGCCCUCAGACUCUUCAGGAAUCCUUUCACACUCUGAUCACCAAAAGAGCUCACCUCCUGGCAGCGGAACAAGAUUUAUGGGGCAGCAUUCGUCUAAUUCAUACCCUGGGCCGGCUUUUCCCGCUGACCGUGGACAAGGCCAAACCCCUAUUAAUUCAAAAGACGCUGGUCGUGGCUGGGGCUCUUUUAGUUCAUGGAUCAAUACUGCAGUUAGCACCGUCAGCGAGGUCAUCGAGAAUCCAAACGUGGUCGUAUCAAAAGCGCAUACAAUUGGACAGGGGAUCCGUAAUGUUGCAACAGAGCAUAUUGAUCGGGUUUACGAAUCCCUCGACCCCGAAUACGAAUAUGAGCGUGAGCGGCGAAAUGGACAACUACAGGCACAGCAAGGGCUGCAAAACCAAGCACUGUUAAACCCGCCUUUGGGCGACUCACGGCAACACCCUCCAUUACUAUUUCGCCAAACAUCAUCGCAUAAACAACAAACUCCCCAGGAGUCAGACACAAGCGAUAUUUCUGAUCUGCUGGGAGCUUCGCCACUUCAAGAUGAAGCACCAUCCAUGACGCCCGCCCACAACACCUCAAAGCAGAUGCAAGCCCAGAAUAUACCAUCUCAUUCCUCAGCAGCACUAAGAAGCAAGCUCGCCUACCAAGAAGAUGAAGGUGUUUUGAAGGAAGAUGCUUGGAAUGAUGAUGCUUGGGGAGACGACUGGGAUGACCAUGCUCUUAAGGAGGAAGAGAAGGUAGUAGCUGUAUCAUCGCCAUCACCAAACCAAUCUUAUAUGUCUAAUCGAGAACAUGACUUGCCAAAGGCUUCAUUGCUAGUGCAAGAGCCGACCCUCGGCUAUUCUGAGGAUCACUCAAAAAACGUAAGGGAUCUAUUCACUUCAGACCCAAAGCCUACUUUGAAAGAGCUUAAACAAGGCUCUAGUACCAACGAUGCACUUGCUGUUCCAUCCCUCUUUGAUGGAGACAAUCGAGCAGAACAAUCCCCUCCGAGAAGGCCGUCUGCCGAUCUGCGGCCUACAGAUACACUGUUCUCAACAUUUGAUUUCGCAUCUAAUGCUCUUGGAAGUGCUGUUCUUGGAGUGCAUCGUAAGGUUACUCAGGCAAGUCAGGCUCAACCAUCUAAAAGCACGUUGGCUGUUGAUCGCCAGCAAACAAGGUCUACAUCCCCAGUCUGGGGAGGCGGUAGUUAUCAGCAGCAACCUUCGACAGAGACGUUUAAUUCAAAGCAAUCGCCAGGAAAAUUAGACCGAUCGGCUUUGACAAAUCCGUCUUUGGAAGUUGUGGGUGGUAAUGUUGUCAGCACAGGAUUGGGUGCUCUGGAAAUUUUGGGCAAGAAAGCCGUUGAUGUUAUUUCGGAUGUGAGGCGUGCCGGCCAAAACUCACAUCCCCAAGGAGGGUUUCAUAGCUCGUCUGAGCAAUCCGAUGGUAAUGGUCCGUUUAAGAUCCCGUCUAAAAUGAAUAUGGUAACACUUUUCCAAGAGGGCGGAGGCCAGGCGCGAUUGCAAUCUUUGCGAAUGGUGGCUUCAUCUUCUCUAUCUCGCGUCGCAGACCUGACGUCUAGCAGAUCGGAUUUACUCGAAAUGGGACAGCUGAAUGACCUUGAACAGCUCUUGGGUCCUGAGAGUCUGGAAACUGUUGUAGGUGAAAUAUCGGCUGAUUUGAUGGCCGGACACAAGGACUUCCGAGUCAUGGUGACGCUGCUCGAUAGCAUGGGGACUCAAGGUACUUCUCAUCUUCGACAACUUCGAAACUGUACUCGCAAACUAAGCACCCUUGUUCCAGAUAGCGUAAAUGGGUUUGAACUAGAAUGGCACAAUCAUCAGUCAAGAGCAAGUGAGCGCGAUUUUUUCGCCAGGGCACCCAUCAAAAAGUUCUUCGAGUCCAGACUUAUAUCUUUAUACUCAGAUGCGCUUCGAACGCUUUGUCAAUUCACAGAUCGAACUUGUGAACAAGCAUUAAAGCUUGCAGAAAACUUUAGUAUCCGUCUUGCUGAAAAAUCUGGAGGCUCUACUGAUAUGACUGUUAGCAGUGGUGUUGGCUAUGAUAGCCAGGCAAAGCCAUCACCAUUGGCUCUAGCUCAAACGCUACGACAGUUUCUUGGAAGCUUAAUAUCAGAAAUAAAAUUCAUUGCAAAGAUCUAUAUCCUGACGUUGGAUGCAGUCUUACGGACAGCACAGGGGUUCACUACUCCAUUGGAUCGGCUAGAUUGGGAGGAUCUCUCGAUGGGGAUUGAAAAUAUCAAAUUCGUGUUGGUAGGCACGGAACUUCAGGAAGCAGUAGGGUAUAUUUACACAGCAGUAUCGUUAAUUGUCGAUAUCCUGAAGAACGAGCUUCUUGUAGAUGCAGUUCAAGGCAGACUCGUACCUAAACCACGAAUCGCUCGGCUUAAUCCAUCGUCAUCAAAACAACAACGGAUUCAAGCUGCUGGAUCUAUACAAAUGGGAGCAAAACUGCCCCCCUCUUCUGCGAGCUCUGUGUCUACCAUGUCGCCUACACGCUCUCCAUCUCUUGAACAUUGUUCAGAACACAGUAGCCCGUCGUUAGCGCCAAAAUCUUCAUUGCCAUCACUUUCAUCUUCGAAAUCUCCUCCAGGGGCUCAGCCAAGAGUAGCAAAAAGCUUAGUGCACACAAUGACUCCUGCUGUAAAUCUUGGCUCAUCUACAGCAGUAGCGACUGUAGCACCAGUAUCUAACGACAACACAUCCACAUUAUCUCCAGCAGGUGGUCGUCGCCCCUCAUCAGUAUCAUCACAGAGCUCCUUAAGAUCCGUUCGUGCCCCUCCUCCUCCUCCAACAAAACCAAAGUUGGAGGACGAAGACUUCUUUAGCAUCUUGAAUGGUCCCUAAGAGAAUCAAAUCUUUUUGGGAUUAAAUCCUUUUUUUAGCUUUCUUGCUUCCAUUUGCUCUAUUGUCGCAUAAUAAAGAUACAAAUUAU
Molecule: messenger RNA, 3690 nt
Organism: Lobosporangium transversale
Lineage: Eukaryota; Fungi; Mortierellomycota; Mortierellomycetes; Mortierellales; Mortierellaceae
Exons: 7
Coding region: 168-3602 (1144 amino acids)
Source: RefSeq, a predicted model, not a curated record